This is a messenger RNA of Rosa chinensis, 2072 nucleotides long. RefSeq names its product sister chromatid cohesion 1 protein 1. Gene Ontology annotation, cellular component: cohesin complex; synaptonemal complex. Gene Ontology annotation, biological process: synaptonemal complex assembly; mitotic sister chromatid cohesion; replication-born double-strand break repair via sister chromatid exchange. Bases 676 to 1644 code for a protein of 322 amino acids. NCBI's taxonomy places the organism in Eukaryota, Viridiplantae, Streptophyta, Magnoliopsida, Rosales, Rosaceae. Gene Ontology annotation, molecular function: chromatin binding. The record is from RefSeq and is a predicted model, not a curated record. The transcript has 12 exons.
GGGAUAUUAUUGUCAAUUCCUGAAUCUCACUGUGGGUUUUUGCAGGAAAGAAGCAAUAAUUCCGCCUGAGGCUGAGCAUGAAGAUACAGAUCUUGUUGGUGACAUCGAGCAGUCUCUUGAUUUCUCUCACCAUGCCACGCUUUUCCAGCAGCAAACCGGCUAUUUUCUCAUGCAACUGGAUAGUGUAGAUGUGGGAGAACCACUUAACGAUAAUGCAGCGGAGGGAGAUACUUACAUCAAGGUCCUUUCUUAUUCAUUUAGUGUGCCUUCUUCAGUUACUUUUAAAUGUGACCACACAUAUCCAUAAUCUGUUGAUCAGCUAAUGUACCCCACCCCUCUCUCUCUCGCAUUCAGCUGAUCCUGAGGAUAUCACAUUGCCUAAAUGUUAUGAUCCAUCAGUUGCACAUGCAGAUUUGUUCAACCCUCGCUUUGAGAGAUUUGAAAUUGAGGGAGAUGACGUAGACCUCACAUCAGGAGAGCCCACACAUAUUCGACCACCUUCUCCAAAUUAUCUAAUACCUUCUCCACCUCGUCAAGACCAGCAUCAGGAAGGACAGCAGGCUAAUAAUGUGUUUGAUGAAGUGGUGCAGAUGCAGGAUGUUCAAGAGAAUGCUCAACAGAGGCAGAGGCCUAUAAGGAGGAGAAAGAGAAAAACACCUGCCUCUGUAAUGGAUAAUGACCAAACACCUGCUUCAAGAUACUUCAGGUAUAGUUUCAAGAAGACGAAGAAACCAAAAGCCCAAGAACAUAAUGUCUACUAUGAAUAUUGGUAAACUCAUGGAGCAGCCAGCUAGUGUUCUCAUGGGUCGUUUAUUUAAACCCGGAAGUGGAGAAACAUAUUAUCCAGCUCCUCUCUUAGAGCUAUUCAAGGAAAAACAUACCCAUGACUCACCUUCAGCAUUAACCUCGCCACCUCUGCCUCCAGAACCAUCAUCGUGGUCACCACCUGAAAAACAAACUUAUCACGACCUGCCUGUUGAAGAUUUUCUUAGUGGAGGUGGCUCCCAGUCAUUUGUAACCCCCAUGGAACAGAUACGGACAAAUUUAGUUAACAAUGACGUAACACUACAACCUGAACUCAUGGAUAAACUGAAAGCCAAUCCUAAUGGCAUGAAAGGAGCUGAUACCAACCCGGCAACACCAAGAAAUUCUGGCGAUGAGAGAAGAUCCAUCCUGAGGUCCUCAUCUGGAAAGGGAGUUAACAGAAACAGUUCAGAGGUCAAUUCUGGACGGAAGAGGCGUUAUUCAUCUAUACAUAGCAAUGAUGGACUUGAACCAGUAUUAGAGGAUAAUGGAUGUCAGCAUUCUGAUCCAAACUUCAACGUAAUAAGGUUAUCUGGAAAUGGCCCAACACCUGAGCAUGAAUUAUUGAUGGAAACUGGACCGACACAGACACAACAACCUAUCAUCAAUCAACCACUGGAAAAAGUGACUGAUGCCAUUCGAAUGGAACUGAAAUCCCAUUUUGAAAUACCGGGUGGCCCUCAAGUAGAAUCCCUGAACAAACUGACUGCUGGAAUGAAUCGAAGAGGAGCGGCUAUGCUUUUCUAUCAAACUUGUGUUCUUGCUACUCGUGAUUUCGUAAAAGUUAAACAAAUUGCCCCUUAUGAGGAUGUUCUCAUUACUAGAGGACCAAAUAUGUGAUAGAGAGCUCGUGCUGGAAUGAGGAAAGUGAUGCUACUUAUUGAAGAAAGUUGGCAUUGCUCCUUACGUGGAAGCUGAUGCUAGUGUUAGUCUAAUUAUCCUUUUUGGAGUACUAAUUUUGAAAGAUUAGAUACACCUGAUCUAUUUAUCCUAUUUAUGGUGUGGUCAGUAUUUAAGAAGUGCUACUUUCUUGCAAUGGGCUGAUUGCUGCUCUUCUGGCAGCUCCAUUGUGAUUCAGUUAUGCGUUAGAUAUUCGGAAGUAGUUUUAAUGGUCUUGUUUGAUAUAGUUUUGUAUAAUUGAUCCAUGGGUGGUGCACAACUGAAAGUCUAAAACAAGCUUGGGCUGGGUGCCACCUGAGCUCUAUACUAGUUUCCUUUUGCAAAGUACAUCGCUACAGAUAGAAAUGAUCAAAUAGAAAUUGCAACAA